CCGCUAAGACUGCUGUCCCCACUUGAGACCUCCAUUGUGUCAACGGGCUGCAGAAUAACGGGCUUAUCUGAAGUACAUGACUUCCCGUUUGGCUUUGAGUGGUUGUUCGGUUAAUUUGGUGGUACCAGGAAGCCCGCCGGAUUUAAAGAGGAGCCUUUCCGCUCGACUCUACUGUGAUACCCGUUCAGUGAGAGCGGAGUGUUGAAAACUGUGGCAGUGAACGUCCAUCCAGCUAAACUUUCCUUUCACACGGCCCCCAAAACUGCUGGGCUGUUCACCGAGGACAACGUUGGGGAGGUUCUACUAGUGCAGCUAAAGCUCCUAGUUAAGAUGUGGAUAAUACCUUUUACUUUGAUAUUGGUGACAUUUCAACCUACACAAGGAGCCCUGAAUGAGAUCCUUGACCGUUGCUGUACUGUGGGAGCCCGCCUAGCGGAAUCUGAGGACGGCUGUGACAGCUAUCAGUCUGUUCCCCUUCGGGAUGUCGGCCAAGGGGACCAGAUGAGUUGUAGGUCCAUUAUUGAGGUGUGCUGUUUGAAGAAGAAACACAUUGACCAAUGCCAGCGAGGAAAGGACGACUCUAUUAAUGGCAGAUCCUGUUCCAUAAGGAGUGACGCUUAUGGAGCAGAGCAAUACACAGAAUGCUGCCAGUGUUGUAAGCUUGGCCUGGUGGCCAAAACAGCCAAUCUGCCAUGUGAUCUGACCAGUAUCGGUGGACCAUGUGACCAGGUUUUUAAAGAGUGUUGUAUGGGCCAAAAUGACCAACAGUUGCAACCACAGGAUGACAUAGACGAAUGUACAAGGUAUGCAAACAAACUGUGUGAACACGAAUGCAUCAACACGGUGGGAAGUUUUAUGUGUUCCUGUCGGGCGGGAUAUAAACUGAACGAAGACGGCCGGUCCUGUAAGCAACUCCAAAAAGGUAGUCCAUGUGCAGUUAGCAACCCUUGUCAACAGAAGUGUGAAGAUGUGGGUCAAACCGCAAGGUGCUCCUGUUUCGCAGGGUAUACACUCAGUGUGCGUGAUCAAAGAUCUUGCCAAGACAUUGACGAAUGUAGUGCAGGUACAGCGAUUUGCCCACUUGGACAGGUGUGCCUAAACACAGAGGGUAGUUACAGGUGUCAGAGGGGUGUGGACACGUCAUGUCCUGCUGGCUUCACAUAUAACCCCAUCACUCGGCGAUGUGAACUGAACACUUCGCCGCAGUGUCCAAGGGGGCAAAUGUACAACACCGUUACGAGACAAUGUGAAAACAACCAGAACAAGCAGUGCCCCAAUGGAUAUGCCUUGAACGUUUUGAAUAGCAAGUGCGAAGACGUGGAUGAGUGUGCCUUAGGUACCCACAACUGUCUUGGAAUACGACAGAAAUGCCAUAACACACAAGGGGGCUUCCUGUGCCAGUGUCAACAGGGCUUUCAGUUUAACCCAAGUCGCAGAGUUUGCGAGGAUAUCAACGAGUGUGCCCGUGGGUACGACAACUGUGUUGGGGAGCAAAGAUGCGAGAACACCAUCGGCUCGUAUACUUGUCGCAGAAUCAAGGGCUGUGGAACCGGCUAUACUCUUGAUGACCGCUCUCAAACUUGUGUCGAUGUCGAUGAGUGCGCAGUUGGAACUCACAACUGCGAAAGUGGUUACGAUUGUCGAAAUCUAGAGGGAUCAUUCCGUUGUGAGGUGAAGACCUGUUCUGAGGGAUACAGAGUUAACUUUUCCACCGGUCAAUGCGAAGUGAUCGUGUGUGCUCCUGGUCAUAGAAUAGAUGGUACCGGUAACUGUGUUGAUAUUAACGAGUGCAUCGAAAAUCCCAACAUUUGUGGAAGCCGAACAAAGAGGUGCAUCAAUAACAUUGGAUCCUACCAGUGCCAAAAUUUAGUGAACUGUCCAGCAGGCUACGAGCUUAAGGGCUCUGGAAAUCAGUGUGAAGACAUAGAUGAGUGCUCCCGUGGUACCCAUUCAUGUCUGCAAACCCAGGAAUGCCGGAACCGCCCAGGGACGUUUCUCUGCCAAUGUCCGGACGGUUAUGAGAGCAGAGGCGGGCCUGGCGGGAGAUGCGAAGAUAUAAAUGAAUGUCAGAGAUAUAGUAACCAAGUGUGUGCCAGUAACUCAGAGUGUCAGAACACACAAGGUAGCUACAGGUGUGUGUGUAAGGACGGGUUUCAAACAGGCUCUGAUGGACGUACAUGUACAGACAAAGAUGAAUGCCAAGAUCAGUACAGGUGUGAACACGAAUGCAUUAAUAACUAUGGAUCUUACUACUGCUUAUGUAACGACGGAUACAAGCUGGCGGCGGAUAAACGUCGGUGUGAAGACAUAGAUGAAUGCAACUUUUACGCUGGACGCGGUAAGUUGUGUAUUGGGAAGUGUACCAACAUUCCGGGUUCUUACACCUGUUCCUGUCCAGACGGAUACCGGAUGAUGGGAGACCAGCGCACCUGUCAGGAUAUUGACGAAUGCGCUGAAGGAACAGCUCGUUGCGCGCCGAACGCAGUCUGCACAAACACCAGGGGAGUCACAAGUGUCCAGGACAUUAAUUGUCCAAAAGGCUUUUACCGUGCAUCUUCUUUCAUCGGAGGAAAAGGCUCCAGUGUGGGUGUGAUCACGGACGACGAGCUGGUCUGUAUCCGCGAGCGGUGUGGAGUCCUCGAUGUAGAUUGUAUCGUCAACACCACCAAGAGUAUAUCCUGGCAACAUUUGACUCUACCCACAGUGCGGUUCUUGCCCAGACCGGUUACCCUGGUAAACGUGCAGACUGUCGGUGUGUCUGCGGACCCAAAUCUGGAGCUGAACAUACUGGAAGGAAACGAGCUGGGUUUGUUUGACGUUAAAACGCACAAGGACAGAGGUGCUCUCCGUCUGGUGAGGCCACUGUACGGUCCUGCACGGCAUUUGGUGAAGAUGAGGCUGGACCACCGAAAUACAGCCGGGACCUUCGUCAUGACAAGUCACCUGGCGUAUGUCAUCAUCACCGUGAAGGGGCCUCGAGGUUGAGGGAUCUGCCAAUAGCUGACACUGACUUCAACUAUACCUCAAAGCUGAACCAUUCACAGAUAACAAAAUAACAUCCUCUGCAUAAGAUUGUGAUGAUGAUGACCAUGAUGACCAUGAUGAUUAGUAAGCAUGCCA
Liolophura sinensis is the source of this 3120-nucleotide messenger RNA. Its product is annotated as fibulin-1-like. NCBI's taxonomy places the organism in Eukaryota, Metazoa, Mollusca, Polyplacophora, Chitonida, Chitonidae. The transcript is spliced from 17 exons. The record is from RefSeq and is a predicted model, not a curated record. Gene Ontology annotation, biological process: extracellular matrix organization. Gene Ontology annotation, molecular function: calcium ion binding; peptidase activator activity. Bases 331 to 2985 code for a protein of 884 amino acids.